AUACAAGAGUUGAGCCCUGGGGCUGCCUGACUGUGAGGGUUUUUUGCAAGCGACAUUUGUAUUUGACAAAGCAGAACAAGCUCUUGCUUUCUCUUUCUGAACUCUAAAGUCUUGAACUUUCGUCCCCUUACAAACCUCUUCCGACUUGGGUUGGGUGGUUUUACUUCUCUAUCACCUGGUCAGACUUUCAUUGCUUCGCGACGCAACAAAUACACACACCACCUACUAUGCACAUGCGUCUGAUCAUUCAAUUUGAUUGUUGACCAAUUCUUUGCACAACGGAUAUAGUGUUUUGAGCAUUUGGUCAACUUGGCAAUGGAUCAAAUAAUGUAAUUUCCUCUUUUAGGAUAAAAUAAGAGAAAAGAAAAAGCUUCUGCAUCGUCCUAAUCAGGAUGGCAACUGAGAGUCCUAUGAGAAUGGUGGAGAGUGGUAGAGCUGGGAAGUGGCCAUCUUCUAAGGAUGCAGCUAUAUUUGGUUCACCCUUAAAUGUUGUGGCUGCAGAGAACCCGGGAUUGCUUGUGGAGGGGCAUAGACUCCAAGGGGACCAAACAGAUAUGGUUCCCAGUCGAAGUGGCAGUGCACCCCCAAGUAUGGAGGGAUCGUUUGCUGCUAUUGGGAACCUUAUAGCUCAACAAAACUUUAGCAUGAGUUCUAGCUUUGAAAGUAUAAGCAGUGCUAUUGAGAAUUGUGAGUCAGAGGAACAAUUGCGCUCUGAUCCAGCCUAUUUUGCAUACUACUGUUCUAACAUCAACAUGAAUCCACGGCUUCCCCCACCUCUCAUGUCACGAGAGAAUCGUCGACUUGUACGUCAUAUUGGUGGUUUUGGUAAUAAUUGGAGAUCUGCUUCUACAGAUGACAGUGGCAAUAAAUCCUUGCAACUGUAUAUGCUUUCAACUCAUAAGGAAGAGCCAGAGGAUGAUAAGUCACCCAGAGCAGCAUCAGAAAAUAUUAAUGCAACUACAUCUGGACAGAAUUCAACUUCUUUGGCAGGUCGUCAUAAAAGUUUGGUCGACCUAAUACAGGCGGACUUCCCUCGCACCCCUUCUCCUGUUUAUAGUCAGUCUCGUUCCUCAAGCCAUGCAGCAGAGGAAGCCACUGAUUUGGAUGUCCAUGUAAUUGCUUCAAAUGUUUCCUCUAUCAACGUUUCAAAACCAUCAGAAUCAAAUUCAGGCUCUGAUGAUGUUUGCGUUGAUCCACAUGUGCUGGAGGUAGAUGCUAUUAGGCUAAUCUCUGAUAAUGAUCCUACAAUUGCCUCUUUUCCUAGCUCAUCACGUCUUGAUGAGAAACCAAUAAGGCAAAAAGAUAAAUUGAGCACUAAAGAUAGUGGUUCUGAGGGUCAUACCUCUGGUCGAGGUGUCCUUCAGUCUGGUAUUGCUAGAGAGCCUAGAAUGAGAAAUAACAAAGAAGAACAACAAGCUUACGGGAGGAAUAUGCCUCAAAAUCAUCCAUAUAUGCAACAAGUCAUUCCAGCGCAAAUGAUUUCUCAAGGAAUGAGCCAAAUUCACAGUAGCAUGGAAAAAUUUUCCCAUGACCAUCCUAGGCUCUCCUCUGUUGAGGCACAGCCAUCAUUGCAUUCUCCUGCACUCAACACAUCUUCGUACACAUCAGCAGCUGCCUAUAUGACUGGGGGAACUCCAUUUUACCCUAACUUUCAGCCAUCUGGUUUAUAUUCUCCACAAUACAGUAUGGGAGGAUAUGCUUUAGGUUCUGCAUUUCUUCCCCCUUUUAUGACUGGCUAUCCUUCUCAUAGUGCAAUUCCAGUGCCAUUUGGUGCUUCUGGCCCAGGCUUUGAUGGUCGAGCUACUGGUGUUUUGACUGGAGAAAACAUUUCACAUGUAGGUGGUCUACAACAUCCAGGCAAGUUUUAUGGUCAACAUGGAUUGAUGCUUCAACCUUCAUAUUUGGAUCCAUUUUACAUGCAAUACUUUCAGCAUCCUUUUGGUGAUGCAUAUAGUGCUACAUUUCAGCAGAAUCAUUCAGCACUAAGUGGUGCCACAGGGGGUCAGUCUGAUUCUUUUCUUCCUCAGGAGUCAUCAGUUGUCACUUAUAGGGCUGAUCACAAACUUCAGCCUCAAACUAAUGGAAGUUUACGCAUGCCAAGUCCAGGAAAAGUGGGAAUUACUGGUAGUAGUUAUUAUGGAGGACCUCCAAGUAUGGGUGUCAUGACCCAAUUCCCAGCUGCACCACUUGCCAGUCCAGUAAUGCCAUCAUCUCCUGUUGGUGGAAUCAAUAUUAUCGGUCAGCGAAAUGACACAAGGUUCCCCCAAGUUUCAAAUAGAAAUGUAGGACUAUAUUCUGGAGGUCAACUACAGAGAGUUAACAGCUUUGAUGAGCCCAAAAGGCAUUAUUUUCUUGAAGAAUUAAAAUCAAGUAGUGGCCAGAAAUUCAAACUUUCUGAUAUAGCGGGACAUAUAGCUGAAUUCAGUGUUGAUCAACAUGGGAGUCGGUUUAUUCAGCAAAAGCUGGAACAUUGCAAUGUUGAGGAAAAGGUGUCCGUAUUUAAAGAAGUACUUCCUCAUGCUUCCAAAUUAAUGACGGAUGUUUUUGGAAAUUAUGUUAUUCAAAAGUUUUUUGAGCAUGGAAGUCCUGAACAGCGAAAGGAGCUUGCAGAUAAACUUGCUGGACAGAUGUUGCAGUUAAGUCUGCAGAUGUAUGGUUGUCGUGUGAUACAGAAGGCUCUUGAAGUGAUUGAGCCUGAUCAGAAAACACGGCUUGUUCAAGAGCUUGAUGGGCAUGUCAUGAGAUGUGUACAUGACCAGAAUGGAAAUCAUGUAAUACAGAAAUGUAUAGAAUGUCUGCCUACAAAGAACAUUGAAUUUAUUAUUUCUGCUUUUCAAGGCCAAGUUGCUGCACUUGCCACUCAUCCCUAUGGUUGUCGUGUCAUUCAGAGAGUGUUGGAGCAUUGCUCAGAUGAACUGCAAAGUCAAUGUAUAGUAGAUGAAAUCUUGGAAUCUGCUUACCUUCUUGCUCAAGACCAGUAUGGAAAUUACGUCACGCAGCAUGUUUUAGAAAGAGGAAAACCUUGCGAGAGGAGCCAGAUUAUUAACAAGCUGAGUGGGAAAAUUGUAAAAAUGAGUCAGCAUAAGUAUGCAUCAAAUGUUAUUGAAAAAUGUUUAGAGCAUGGCAAUCCUGCAGAACAGGAGCUCUUGAUUGAGGAGAUAAUUGGGCAACCUGAGGAAAAUGACCACUUAUUGACAAUGAUGAAGGACCAAUUUGCAAAUUAUGUGGUCCAAAAGAUUCUUGAAAUAAGCAAUGAUAGACAGCGGGGACUGUUGCUCAAUUGUAUAAGAAUUCAUCUACAUGCUUUGAAGAAAUACACGUAUGGGAAGCACAUAGUCGCGCGGUUUGAGCAACUUUGUGGUGAAGAAAGCGAAGCCUCAGAAACCUAAAAUUACUGAGAAGCAGCAUGAAAUUGCCUGAGAAUGAGAAUUCAUACCUCGGGCAGGUGUAGGAGCAUAACGGGAAGAAAACGCGCUGGCCAAAAGAAUGUUGGGAAACUAUUCUUUGCAAAAAAAUGCAGCAAGGAGCUCCUCUUUUGACGUUUUAGUGUAUACAUAUUGUAUUAUAUGUGUGUUCAACUGUAUGUCUGUAUCUAUGUAUAGAAGUAACUAAUAGUGAUUGGUAAAUCUUGAUCUUAUUGCUUGGGAAAUUUGAUUACAGUUAUAGAUAGAUUCAUGUUUUCGUUCUCUUCUCUUCUUCUUAUUCUGUUUUUGGAGGGGUAGAUGUAUAGAUGUUUGUUGUUGAUUCAUUAAUAUAUUAAAAAUGAAGUUGAGCUA
Molecule: messenger RNA, 3776 nt
Organism: Jatropha curcas
Lineage: Eukaryota; Viridiplantae; Streptophyta; Magnoliopsida; Malpighiales; Euphorbiaceae
Gene: PUM5
Product: pumilio 5
Biological process (GO): post-transcriptional regulation of gene expression
Cellular component (GO): cytoplasm
Molecular function (GO): mRNA binding
Source: RefSeq, a predicted model, not a curated record